CUUUGCAAAUGCAGGCUAUGUGAUUGCUGUGUAUGUAUUUGUAUUUGCCACUUUGGGUUUAACGGGAUCGGAGUGAUGCAGCGAUAAACAUCACUGACAGACUGUAGUCUAGGUGCUGGCCCUUUGGCUAGGGCGAUAUGGCGUUCCUUGCAUCACCUUUGUCGUCUGGGCAGGUCACUUUCUUCGUGGCUUUCGCCUGGUCUGUAUUCGCAUGGCUGUACGCGGAGUAUCUACACUACAACAAGUCGCGUGCACCACGGCACGAACACGAUGAAGGGCCGCAGGACCAGGAAUCCGCCAAACUUCUGCCCAUCACGGCGGAAUCGGGCCAGUCAGGAAAAGCGGCGGGAGGCCAGGGUAGCAGCAGUUCUGGGGAUGCGUCAAUCUCCAUCCAUGGCGCUUCUGGCAUGCUUGGAAGCAUGGUCAACUGCGGCAUGGUGUCCUGCCUGCUGCUCAAGCGCCAGGCCUUGCUCGCGAACAGGGAAACUCUUCGCACCGUCGUGGAGUUUGGGUGCCUGAUGCUGUGGUACUUCUUGUCAGACCGCACUAGCUUGCUUCCAACAGGCGAGAAGUCGUACAGUCGCGACGUCUUCCUCUUUAUCUUCGUCGCCCUCACCUGUGCAGCAGUGGGCAGCUCGCUACGGACUUUCAAGUUUCCGCUGCUGCUGAACCGACCGCAGACGGAGGAGUGGAAGGGCUGGAUGCAGGUGCUGUUCCUGCUGUACCACUACUUCGAGGCCAAGGAGGUGUACAACGCCAUCCGGAUCUUCAUAGCGGGCUACGUGUGGAUGACGGGAUUCGGAAACUUCUCAUACUACUACAAGACCGGAGACUUCUGCAUUGGGCGGUUCGCCCAGAUGUUCUGGCGGCUCAACUUCCUGGUGUUCUUCGCGUGUGUCGUACUGCAGAACAGCUACAUGCUGUACUACAUCUGCCCAAUGCACACCAUCUUCACCGUCUUCGUCUACCUGGCACUGGCCAUCGCGCCGCAGGUCAACAAGUCCAAUGGAUGGCUGCUGUUUAAGAUUGCGAUGUGCUUCGUGUUCAUCUUCGUGACGUGGGACAUCAAGUCGGUCUUCUACGCCAUCUGGCGCCCCUUCCUGUGGCUGGUGGGCUACGUGGACCCGCGAAAGCCGGCGGAGGAGCAGGACCCGCUGCAUGAGUGGUACUUCCGCUCCUCCCUGGACCGCUACAUCUGGAUCUACGGCAUGCUGUGUGCGCUGAUGCACCCCAUGGCCUCAGCAAUCCUGUCGUACAUUGACGAGCUGCCCACACUGAAGCGCAUCUCCGUACGCUCCGCCAUCCUCACGGCGUGCGGCGCUGCGGGCUAUGUGUACUACAGCACCGUCUACACGCUACCCAAGGUGCAGUACAAUGCCGUACAUCCGUACACCUCGUGGAUCCCGAUUACGUUGUGGAUUAUUGUGCGCAACAUGACGCCCUCUCUGCGGAUCUACCACCUGCGGCUGUACGGCUGGCUGGGGUGCAUCACGCUGGAGACGUACAUCUCGCAGUUCCACAUCUGGAUGAAGACGGGGCUCCCGGACGGCCAGCCCAAGAGCCUGCUGGUGCUCAUUCCCGGCUACCCGCUGCUCAACUUUGCGCUGGUGUCAGGACUCUACGUAUUGGCCAGCCACCGGCUGUUCGAGGUCACCAACGCGCUCAAGAACGCGCUGGUGCCGCACUCCAACGACGCGCUGCUGGGCCGCAACAUCCUGCUCAUGCUGGGGGCGGGAGGGGCGCUGUGGGGCGUGGUGGCGGCGCUGCACCAGGCGGUGUGAGGAGUGUGAGGAGUGGGGAGAGAAAGGGGGAGGUCGCGAGCGGGGUAUAAGGUAUGGUGCCUGGUGAACCGGGUGGCAGCGGGUAUGUUCCUGGUGAUGCCUAACCAAAAUAAUGUGUUGCCAGGGGUUGUAUGGCGCGGUCUUUGCUGCCGCGGCUGCCUCCUACUGGUUUGUUCCCAAGCCUAGCUGCAUAUAUGUGUAGGGCAGUGUACGGUAGUCUGCAGUUACUUCUGCAGUGAGGAAAUGAAGGUUGUAAGGGUUCAGUGGUAUAAGUCUUGUGUCAUGGACGUAGCAGCAGGCGCCGAACAGGGUCAUACCGUAUAUGGCACUUGUGGUGCUCCUUUCUAGCUACCAUCGCGUUUUGCGUGCGGCUUUGACAAAGCGUACGAUACGGUCUGGGUGAGGUAGUUAGGACGUAGCGUGUGCGGACUAACUGGUAGCAAACGACCUGAAUCUGGCAAGAUGUAUAUGCCUUGAGAUGGGUUCGCACCGUGCGAAUGGUGUGGGAAGAAAGGGCUGUUGUUUCGCCGGCCUUGUUGCCGAGCUGGUGAUACGGCCGGGUGCCUGAGCAAGUGAAGGAGGACCAUAUCCUACUUUGUGUGUGUGGGGGGGUUCCAUGUUGAGUUGGGUGUGAUCCUGCGACAACGGCCUGAACAAGUGAUCCUGCAGUCGAGCCUUUUGCUGUGUGGAUCGCUUCGUUGGGCGAACACUCACGGCGUUAGGAUUCAGUGGCAAUGGGCAUGCAUGCUCGCGAGUGCUGCUGGGAAUGACUGACCCAUGGGUCGAGGGCACAGCUGUGGGUUGCUAAUAUGCCUGAAUGGGCUGACUCGGAGUCGAAUUGCUGCAUGGUUCCAGGUUGCUUAAUACCCGGCUGAGUAGAGCACGCUAGGGCCUGUUUUAAAUUAAGAACUCGUACUUCGCUCGAGAAGCACCAUCAAGUGCCAAGAAGAGAAGUCACAUGGAAAAGUGCAAUCAGGGCUCUUCCACGUCCGAAGGACCGUAAAGUGUAAAUGCGUAAUGUCUUACCAAA
Messenger RNA from Astrephomene gubernaculifera, 2811 nucleotides. The record is from the annotation of a GenBank genome assembly. NCBI's taxonomy places the organism in Eukaryota, Viridiplantae, Chlorophyta, Chlorophyceae, Chlamydomonadales, Astrephomenaceae.